Messenger RNA from Ostrea edulis (European flat oyster), 2294 nucleotides. RefSeq lists its product as uncharacterized. The coding region runs from base 272 to 1075 and encodes 267 amino acids. The transcript has 5 exons. Lineage: Eukaryota; Metazoa; Mollusca; Bivalvia; Ostreida; Ostreidae. The record is from RefSeq and is a predicted model, not a curated record.
UGAAAAUUGCGUAUGUAAUAUAUCCCACCUAUGAAGAAGGUGGUUCAAGUGAGCCUUGUGACCCAUAAACCUUUUGUUUGAGUGGUAGAGAUGUUUAUUCAAAGUACAUACGAUAAAAAGAAAUCAAUGAUAUCUUAUUUCAUAAAUAUUACUCAGUUCAUUAGUCAGAUAGUAGGGUCGCCAUUCCGGUACGAUUUCGGCGUUUAGUCUCUCCCCAUUUAUUGUUGGAUCGACCCGUACGUGGUACCACCGUAGAAUUCUACUAGAGGAAAUGCAAUUAAGAAUUAAAUUCAUUUCUUCUUCUACUCACACUGUGCCCUACUCAACUGCUGAUAUUGUUUAUGGAAUUGAAAACAGCCAAUCAGAUGAUGUGGAAGGAGCACAAAACAGCUGUGUUGAUGUAGGUGGAAAGGAAUCGAGAAUUUCAUCCUCAGAAAACACAGAUUCAAACGUUCGACAUUCCAGUGACAGAGGCGGUGUAAGAAAAUCUGUAUCCACAGAAAAAGUGAAUUUGUAUAAGGAGAGUGAAGAUAACCACAGACCUCAUCAACUGUAUCCCUCCCCAAAACAUCUACAUUGUAGAACAAAUGGAGUUCGGAGCGGGAUUCACAGAGGAGAACAAACUUACAAUAUGAGGACAAACAGUUUUCCUUCGGGAAGAGAGACGGAGGAUUUGAUUGCCAUGGGAACAAUAUGGAGUCCAAAUGCUCAAACUUCUGUUAAGCAGUUGAACAGUAGCACAAGUAGUGCUAGUUCUCUUACAAACAAUUCCAUCACCAAUGUUACAGGCAGAAAUAUGCACAUCUCUACAUCACAAGGAACAUCUAAUUCUACAGGAUUACCUCAGACUAACAGAGGGCGCUACAAUAUAGCUGGGAUGAAACCAAUUCUGGUUCAAUCAUCGAAAAUCUCCAAUAUGAAAGAUGUUGAACCGAGGUACAUUGAUCCAGUUAUUGGUGCUCCAGCAUCUUUUCAACAGAGACUGAUGGAACUUAGUGCACUUGAGGCAGAAACUAUACGAUAUGAAAGGAGCAAAAAGGUUAAGAAGAAAUUCAAACAAGAUCGUGACUCCUGAUGUCUAAUGUACUUUUUACAAUCAAAUGUACAUACUGUAUAUGCAUGUCAAUGUAACAUUGACCUUUGUAAAUUUGUUAUACAAAUUUAUAUCUUUCCCCCAUGCUAGAGUAAUAAAAUGUAAAGGGAGAGUUUAAGAGUUAUGUCCCCCACCAAAAAUAAAAAGUGUACGCUUUCUGCUUUAAAGAUGGAUUCUUCUGUUUAUUGGAGAUGUUGAGAUGUGAUACUUUGCAUGCAAACAUUUUAGAAUACAUUCUUUUGACACACAAAACCUGGUGGUCACCGUUGAUGUUUCAGUGUCAAGGUUUGUUCAAGGUCAUGCUAGAGGAUCCUGGAAUUUCAUUAGAGUAGACAUUAGUUCAUGUUCUAGUGGUUUAUUACAAAUCUUCUGCUGAUGUGCACCAGAAACUUUAUAUAUAAACAUAUUUCUGUUGUUACAGAACUUAGCAACAAAUAUACAGCCUAAUUCAUUAAGAUAUAAUUCCAAAUUUCCUCUGAUAGCUAUGAAAUUUUGUCGUAUUUCAAUCUUUUGCUUAAAAAAUUCAGAGGUUUUUGUAUGGCAAUGCUUGUGUAAUAAAAUACAUAUAUGUAAUAACUACAUAAAGUAGAAUUAACAGAUCAUUUAAGAAAUAGAUUGUCCUCUAGAGGGGAAAUCUGAAUGAAGAAAAUAUAUACAUCUACAUGUAUAGGCACAUACAGUGCACAUCUUUUAUUUUGUCUGCAUAAUAUGACAAGAAUCCAUCCUUAAAAGCAUGAUAAAGGCCAUUUUCGGUCCUGUGAAUCUCCAAUUUCAAAGCUUGAAAGAAAUAUUUAAACUAAUUUUUGAGAAAACGUCAGUGCAGCUAUAGACAAGCAAAAAAUUUUCUGUCACUGAAGUGUACUAGAAAGAGAACCUUUGUCAUAAUAUGAAAGCCUUCACUUGUUUACUGAAAAAUAACCAUCUUAUGUCAGAAUAUUUUAAAUUCUGAAUUUAGGUAAUUAUGGGGGAAUAAAAACUGAGUUAUAUUGGGAUUCAUGCACAAAGAGUACUUAAUUUUGAAGGAAAACAUGACUGUAUUUGAAGGGUUAUUUAUAGUUUUUUAUUAUAACUCUUAUCGUAGUUCUGUGUACUUUCCAGCAUGUUUGGUUUGAUAGACAGUAGCACAUAUUUAUAUAGCUGAUGACAUUAUUUUCUACAAAUGAAAUGACCAGAUAUUGUGUAAUUAAACAUGAGAAAUACA